Cokeromyces recurvatus is the source of this 1277-nucleotide messenger RNA. RefSeq lists its product as uncharacterized. The record is from RefSeq and is a predicted model, not a curated record. Bases 335 to 1120 code for a protein of 261 amino acids. The transcript is spliced from 3 exons. Lineage: Eukaryota; Fungi; Mucoromycota; Mucoromycetes; Mucorales; Mucoraceae.
GGUCUCUGAAACUUAUUUUAAUUUUUUUCUUUUUUCUUUUUCCUUUUUUAAAAAAGAAAAAAAAAAUAGUAUUGUCGUCUUCCCCUUUAAUUAUAAUGAAUGAAAGUUUAUUAUCAGUAAAAAAUGCAUCAGUCCAUCUUCGAAUGAGCAACAACAACAACAAGAUACGUCUCAACAGCAAUCUAAAAGAAAAUAUCACUGUACUGAGCCUGGAUGUAAUAAAAGCUUUACAACCAGUGGCCAUCUUGCUAGACAUAACAGGAUUCAUACAGGUGAAAAGAACUUUCCCUGCUUAUUUCCCGGUUGCCAAUCUAGAUUUUCACGCCAAGAUAACAUGAUGCAGCAUUACAGAACUCAUAUGUCACCAAAAUCGAGAAGAUCACAAAAGAGGGGAAUCGUAGAGGAAGCAAGACCAAGACCACGUCUUCAUGCUCAUCAUCGUAUCCGUUCUGAUCCCGUUAGAGUAGAGCCUCCACUAACAAUUGAUCAGCAUCUUUCUAAUUAUCAUCAAUCGUUAAGAACAAAUACCAAUACAACAAAUGAAAAAUACACAUCAGUUCGAUUUAAUUUCCCUUUACCAUUAACUCCAGCUGUAAAAUCUCCUUCUCCUUUAAAAAAGUCAGUUCCUAUUCAUCAAAAAGAAAAUGAAAAGUCUCCUUCACCCUCUACCACUUCUUUACCUUCUAUUCACCAUAUUAUGGAUGAUACCAAAGUGAAUAAUAAUAAUACCUAUACUCAACAUCAUUCUAAACCUGAUACUACUCUUUUACCCACUACCACCACCACAAAUACUACUACUACUACUACUACUACUACUACUACUAUUACUGAAAAACCAUCUAUAAACUCUUCUCUGUUUUAUCAACAUCGUCCUUUAACAUUCGCAAGACCGCACAAUCCAAGUUUCCCAUAUACAUUACUUCAUCCAGCUAAACAUGAGGAAGAAUUAGCUGACGUCACACAAACUCAUCAUAAUAAGAAGAAUGAGAACCAUAAACGACCUACAAAGUCCGAUGAUAAAGAUGAAGAUAAUAGUAAUAGUAGUAGUAGUAAAAAGACCAAUAACUCUUCUUCGAGUGGCUUACUUCAAUUAGCGCAUAUUGUUUCCACAUUUGGUUAAAAAGGGAAAAAAAAAAAGAACAAUACGUGUAUACAUAUAAUAUUUAUUUAUAUUAUAAAUGAAUAUACACAUAUAUAUUUAUAUUUAUAUAUAUCAUUAUUUUGUACAUAAAUAUAUUUAUACAUAUUUAUAUAUAAAUAUAAAAAAGAAAAAAAAA